Messenger RNA from Sebastes umbrosus (honeycomb rockfish), 778 nucleotides. RefSeq lists its product as uncharacterized. The transcript is spliced from 8 exons. NCBI's taxonomy places the organism in Eukaryota, Metazoa, Chordata, Actinopteri, Perciformes, Sebastidae. Gene Ontology annotation, biological process: transmembrane transport. Gene Ontology annotation, cellular component: plasma membrane. The record is from RefSeq and is a predicted model, not a curated record. Gene Ontology annotation, molecular function: ABC-type transporter activity; ATP binding. The coding region runs from base 1 to 606 and encodes 201 amino acids.
AUGUUUGACUUCAUUUUGGAUUACAGUCUGGCUCCCUCUUGUAUUAAUUCAAUUGGAUUCUUCUGCUUCCUGUUUGUCAGUCGGACCUUCGAUUGGGAGGCACCGGAGCGCGUGCUUCAAACAGCUCGGAGUCCAGUGUUCUCCCACCUGUCGUCGUCUCUUCAGGGCCUGUGGACCAUCCGAGCCUUUGGAGCAGAGGAGAGGUUCCAGAAAGCCUUCAAUGCCCAGCAGGACCUGCACUCAGAGGCCUGGUUCCUGUUGCUGACCACCUCUCGCUGGUUCGCUGUCCGUCUCCACGGCAUCUGCUCCAUCUUUGUUACCGUCACCACCUUUGGCUGCCUGCUGCUCAGAGACCGUGCAGCUGAAGUCCGCGGAGGAGGAGCUGCCCGGGCAGUUGGAGACGGUUCUGGCCGAGUCGGGCUUCAACUUCAGCGUGGGCCAGAGGCAGCUGGUGUGUCUGGCCAGAGCCAUCCUGAGGAAGAACCGCAUCCUGGUCAUCCACGAGGCCACGGCCAACGUGGACCCCAGUUUGUCUUCAAAGCUUCCUGCUGUAGCUGCUGGUCCUGCUGUAGCAAACGUGCAGUGAAAGCAAGACAGAUGAGCUGAUCCCUCAUCGUCUCAACACCAUCAUAGACAGCGACAGGAUACCGAUGAGAGCAGAGUCUUCUGACCACAACUGAGGAUGACGGACUUUCUUCAUCCACGUCUUCGUCGUCUUCUUCUUCUGCUGAAUGAAUGCAGACGGUGUACACAGAAGGGUGGGAGGGGGUCAUGCAGG